Messenger RNA from Vitis riparia (riverbank grape), 1375 nucleotides. RefSeq lists its product as uncharacterized. NCBI's taxonomy places the organism in Eukaryota, Viridiplantae, Streptophyta, Magnoliopsida, Vitales, Vitaceae. Gene Ontology annotation, biological process: protein ubiquitination. Bases 532 to 1188 code for a protein of 218 amino acids. The transcript is spliced from 10 exons. Gene Ontology annotation, molecular function: ubiquitin-protein transferase activity; zinc ion binding. Gene Ontology annotation, cellular component: membrane. The record is from RefSeq and is a predicted model, not a curated record.
AGAGAAAGAGGGGGAAUGGGAUCGUGGCGGUCGUGGGUUUUGCCGUUAGAGUCUCUCCACCUUUCUCUCUUCUCCACUUUGGCCACAACAAGUGAGAGAAAGUGUCGAGAGAGAGAGAGACCAAGAGCUGAAGGGGGAGGAGGAGGGAGGAGGAGGGGGAGGGAGAAGGAGAUGUUUGUGUAUUUAUGUAUGUGUGUAUUGGGUUGGUUUGUUUGAUCGAUGACGAGGAUGGUGAUUGUGGUGGUGGAGGUGGAGAUGAGUGUGAUGGAGUUUUGGGUGUGAAGAGGGGCACUCCAUCUCUUGCUUUGUUACAGAAGAGAACAAGGGGGGAGGGAGAAAAAGGCAAGCUUUUCUUGUCUUGCAGAAAAUCCAAUCCCAUUCUUCCAUCAAAGCAUUUGGGUUUCAUUUAAUGAUCGGGGUUUCAUUUUGUUGCAGAUUCUUCACCGCUACAUUGGCAGUAAAAGAGGCUAAGACUUGAUUGGGAUUUGGUUUUCCGGUCUUUUGGUGAAGAAGAAGAGAAUAAACAAAGGGAUGGAUGUGGAUAUUGGACCAUCUCAAAGGAUAUUAGUACAGUGUAGGAUUUGCCAUGAUGAGGAUGAAGACUCCAACAUGGAAGUACCGUGCUCUUGCGCUGGUAGUUUGAAGUAUGCUCACCGUGGAUGUGUUCAACGUUGGUGUAAUGAAAAGGGGAACACCACAUGUGAGAUCUGCCACCAGCAAUUCAGGCCAAAUUAUACAGCACCACCCCCUCUGUUUCAUUAUGGCGGUAUUCCAAUGAAUUUCAGGGGAAAUUGGGAGGUUUCCAGGAGAGAUGCAAAUCACCCUCGCUUUAUAGCAAUGGUUGCUAGUGACCGGAAUUUUCUGGAUACUGACAUUGAUGAGUAUCCAGCUCCCAAUUCAAGAAGUGUGAUAUGCUGCCGGAUAGUUGCUAUAAUUUUCAUGAUCCUCCUGGUUUUGCGGCAUACCUUGCCAAUCAUAAUUAGUGGGGCUGGUGAAUACUCGUUUACACUGUUUACGUUGUUGAUGUUGAGAGCCAUUGGGAUUCUGUUGCCUGUCUAUAUCAUGGUUAAAGCAUGUACCGCCUUUCAACGUCGGCGACACCAACAGGAUGCUCGUAACUUAGCAUCAGAUGAAGAAAAUGAAAUGCCAAGACUACAGCCCCAGCCACGCAUCAUCCAAAUCCGAUAGGUUAUUUGGAGGGCUUCCUUGUAAUGUUGGAGAAUCAGUUGUAAAAUUACCAAGUUAAUAGUCGGACUACACUUCUGUAAAUUAUGAGUAAAUGUUUAAUGGGACAUGUAUCUAUGAAUGUGGAAGGAAGGACGAAUGAAUCAAGCAUACAUACAUGUAUAUUACUCCAGUUGAUUUUGCCCAUGCC